This is a messenger RNA of Coturnix japonica (Japanese quail), 2950 nucleotides long. It is a transcript of the gene HJURP, whose product is annotated as Holliday junction recognition protein. Lineage: Eukaryota; Metazoa; Chordata; Aves; Galliformes; Phasianidae. Gene Ontology annotation, molecular function: histone binding. The record is from RefSeq and is a predicted model, not a curated record. Gene Ontology annotation, cellular component: chromosome, centromeric region. Gene Ontology annotation, biological process: CENP-A containing chromatin assembly.
CCGCGCGCAGUUUGAAUCGCUGUGGGAGGAGCGGAGGCCGUUGGCGGUGGCAGCGGGGCGUGAGGGGCUGCGCUGCUCUGUGUCGUGUGGGGACGCUUGCGGCCCCGCGUCAUGGCGUUGGAUCUGGACGGGAGGUUGCGGCGGAGCAAAGACCGCUUCCAGACGUCCAUCCUCAGCAUCUUGGAACGGUAUAAUUAUCCUUUUGAAGAUGACUUCCUUGUUUCCAUCGAAACCCUCACUUAUGACACACCUGAUGGACCAAAACAGUGGGGAGAACUAUCACUCCAGGAGCUCAGAAAACUAUUUAAGCGUCAUGUAAGGAGUAAAAGGACUGAAGAUCAAACUGUAGGUGAAGAAAGUGAUGCUGAGAUAGUGAGAAGAAGAUUUGAAGAUAUUCACGUCCAGAGUCUGGAUGAAGAUGAUGCAGAAGUGGGAAAGAAAGUACAGGUUCAAGUAGAUGUGAUAGUACAAGAUGAUGAAAGAAGAAUUCCCAAAUGGAUUACGUUAACACCUUCAUCAAGUCAUUGCACUUCACCAGCGCGAGGACUGUUAGGCAACAAAAGCAGUCCUUGCAGAAAUAAAGCAGAAUUGGCAAAUGAAUGUUCUUCUUCCAGCCCUCACCAGUUACAACUUUCUGAUGUUCCUAUGUUACCAGAUGUAAUAACACUACCCAGGCAUCAAUCUUUUCAAGAAAUGAAUGAAACUUGCUAUAAUAGUACAUUGGAAGAAUAUCAGUCUGCAGAUGAAGGUUGUUCCUGGAGUAACGUAACACUUGCAGACUUGUAUCCUAAAAUGGUAGAGGUGCUGACAAAGCUUAUGACAAGGGAAAAUCGGAUAAAAGCAUUUAAAUACAUGUUCAGACUCCAUAGGCACAAAAGAGGGCAUGGUAAAAGACCGAAGCUCAGUAUCACCGUGGAAAAAAUAAAGAAGUUCAGACCACUCAAAUUGAAGAAAUCAUUACCCAGCAUAUGCAGCAGUAGUGAAGACAUCCAGAAUCAAACUUUUGGAAAUAAUGUAAACAAGAAUAGCAGGCCUUGUGAUAAUCAGUGUUUUAUUAAUAACUCAUCUGGUCUGGUACCAUUUUCACGCAGUGACACAAGUGAAAUGGAAAUGGACUGCUCUGAUUCAAGUUCUGAUUAUCAUUUGGUAUCUGGAAAGGACCAAAGGCUUUCUGAACUGAUUGCUGUUCCUAAUGCUUUGGCUAGAAUAGGAGAGACUUUUCUAGCAGAAGAUCAAUUACAGACAACUGUCUCAUGGAACAGUUCAAAAUAUAACAAAAGUGGAAACUUGACUUACAAACAUUCUUUGAAACCACCUUUUAGAACAUCUGCCAGUUCUGGGUCAGCGGUGCAUCAUCUGGACAAAGAAAGUAAAACUCAAAAAAAUGACUUUCCUUCUAACGAUACAUCAGGUUUUUGCUCAUCUACUUGUAGUAUUGUUAGCGAUAGUAACACUUUGACACCAGUCAAAGACUGUUAUCUUGCAUCAGGUGCAUUGCUCAUAAAUCCUGAAAUAAAAAUUUUUGAGAAGCAAAAUUGUCUCCAACGCAGACACUCAUUUUCUUCAUUGUCUGUGAAGCAGAGUCCUUCAAAGACACCCCAGAAAUAUGAAGAUGCGUUUGAGAAACUCUACUACAAACUGUGUUCCAGAGGAAGCCAAAAGCCCUUGACACUGACAAAACUGCCUUCAAGCUCACACAAACUUGAAGAGAAAGGAGGAAUCGUGAAGAAUACUUUCAGUGAUUCUUUGAGGUCCAAUAUACAGUAUGACAUUGCAUUUGAGAAGAUUUAUCAGCAGUUGUCUACUGAGGUGGUGCCAAAAAUUCCUGGUUUCCAAAGAGCUUCAAAUUUAAGGAAAUAUGAAGGAAUACAGAUGUCAGAAACUGUAAAUGCUCUUGUUAACUCACCCAUUCGAUCUUUAUAUGCAAUUCCCAGAGUUAAGAGACUAGGAAAUUUUCAAAAUGAUCUUCUUUCUUCACCAGUAAAGCGACUGAAAAAUAUACCUGAACAUUUUUUUUCAACCGAAUGUCAGCAGAUUUCUCACAAGAAAUACGGUGAUCUUCAGACAGUUGGCAUGGAUUUUGUUAGCCUACACAAUCGCAGUAGCACCAGAUUUUUUAACGGUCGCAACUGUCAUCAUCAGGACUCCGGGUUUCACGCUUCUUCAGAUAAAACUUUUCUUGUUAUUCCCGAUGAUUCCUUGAAAGAAUCGGAGUAUGCACAUGUCUGCUGUAGUUCUCCCAGGGCAAUACCAAAUUACAGCAGCCCUCAGAAUGCACUGAAACACCCCCAAAAGGUAUCCAGAAAGCUAAGCUACACCGAUGGGAAGGACAGAAAUCCUAGCAAUCCGUUAGACGACGCCUCGAUCAAAACUCACCAAGGAACCUUCAUGGCAUACAGAGAAAAUGGCUUUGUUUUCUAGUUUUUGUUUGUGGCUUGCUUGUUUUCUCAAAACUCACAGAAGUAUUAAUACAACUUAAGUAUUUUAAGGAAGAAAUCCUUAUUAGAUAGGAAUCUUACUGUAAUACUCAAUUAAUGCUGAUUUAUUCUUCCCUGUAACAUAAAUCUUCAGGAACUAAUUCCAGCCUUCUUCUUACAGUGCCCUUCAUAAUUCUUGGGCUUUAUCAGGUGUUGCAAGGAACCAGAUUUCCUUUCUAUAAAUUUGUUUGAAUUACAUGGUUAGCAGUAUUUAUAAUAUUAUAAUGUUAUCUUUUAAUCUGCUGAUAAACUUUUAUGAUUCAGUUUUGAUUUUAGUCUUGAUUCUUAAUCUACUAGUACUAAGACCUUAACAAACUCAGCAUCUGCUGAAUUCUGUCCCCUUCCUUUUAUGCAGACAUGUUAAUAUGAAAUGCCCGAAAUAAACUUAAGCUAGGUAGUUAUAUUCCUCUAUGUCCUUUCAAAAUUCUACCUGACGUUCUAUAUAUUCUCAAUAAAUACAUGUUCUGAAGAAA